Molecule: messenger RNA, 747 nt
Organism: Aspergillus calidoustus
Lineage: Eukaryota; Fungi; Ascomycota; Eurotiomycetes; Eurotiales; Aspergillaceae
Source: the annotation of a GenBank genome assembly
AUGCCUGAACUCCGCCAGAGAACAAACGUGCCCAGCAGCACACCUGGUGCUUCAAAAAACGAGGUCCCCGCUGCUUCUCAGCGCCGUGAAACUCGCAGCGGUGGAAUCGGUUUCCUCGAUGUCAUCCGCAUCCUGGUGACGCUUGUCGCCGUCUCUUGCGGUCUAUCAUACUACCUUACCUCUUCCGAAUCCCUCACUUGGGGAUACAAACCCUGGUUUACGAACUGGUCGCAGCUCGCCCGAUAUAUCCAAGGUCCAGUCCUCCUGACCCCCGCCGAACUCUCCCUCCAUGAUGGCACGAACCCCUCGCUCCCAAUCUACGUCGCCGUAAACGGCACCAUCUUCGACGUGUCCGCGAAUCCCGGCAUGUACGGCCCAGGCGGUUCAUACCACUUCUUCGCGGGACGAGACGCAACACGCGCUUUCGUGACGGGUUGCUUCCAGGAGGAUCUUACCGACGAUCUUACGGGCGUGGAGGAGAUGUUUAUCCCCAUUGAUGAGCCCGAGGAGUUGGAGAAGCUGAGUAGUGGGGAGAGGAAGAAGCGGAAGGAGCAGGAUGUGCGGCUUGCGCGGAAGAGGGUUGAGAAGCAGGUGAAUCAUUGGGUUGGGUUCUUUGGGAAACAUAAGAAGUAUUUUGAGGUUGGGAGGGUUGUGAAGGAUGGGAGUGUGAAGGAUGAGCUGGCGGGGAAGAGGGAGCUUUGUGAGGCGGCGAAGAAGCAGAGGCCGAAGAGGGAGAAGAGUGCUUAA